GGAGAGAGGGAGGGGUGAGUUCAGUCCUUUUUAAUUAUUUUUAAAUGGUAAAAACGAAUCCCAUCAGGAUGUUGAAGAGACUCCUGCGGAUCUCCAACCGCUCCUUCUUGGCCUUUAUCUUCUUCUUCUCCUUGUCCUCGUCGGGCCUCUACUUCAUCUAUGUGGCACCUGGAAUAGCAAAUACCUAUCUCUUCAUGGUGCAAGCACAAGGCAAGAUGUUAAGGGACAAUGUGAGGACCAUAGGAAUCCUAAUUCGAGACCGUUACACAAAGAGGAACAACACACUUAAUGGGACAGAUUACCUUGAAGGCUAUAAUUCAAGUGAAUACCUUGGUCAAAGUGCGACGUAUCUUCCAGAAGAUUUCACAAUUUCUCCUGGCUUGCCUUGCCCAGAAAAACUGCCUUAUAUGAAGGGGCUAGUUGACGUGAACAUGAGUGAAAUCAGCAUGGAAGAAAUCCAAAGGAUGUUGUCCCAGGAUUCAGACAUUGAGUAUGGUGGGCACUGGAAGCCAAAGGACUGCAAAGCACGUUGGAAGGUGGCAAUCCUUAUUCCAUUCCGCAACCGUCAUGAACAUCUACCGAUUCUGUUUCGACACAUGAUUCCCAUGCUUCAGCGACAGCGUGUGCAGUUUGGGUUCUACGUGAUUGAGCAGGAUGGCAGCUAUCCCUUUAAUCGAGCCAUGCUUUUCAACGUUGGCUUCAUGGAGGCGAUGAAGGAUUUGGAUUGGGACUGUCUAGUCUUCCAUGACGUGGAUCAUAUUCCCGAGAGCGAUCGCAAUUAUUACGGAUGUGGGCAAAUGCCACGACAUUUUGCGUCAAAGCUGGAUAAGUAUAUGUACAUCCUACCCUACAAUGAGUUCUUUGGUGGGGUCAGUGGUCUAACAGUAGAGCAGUUUAAAAAAAUCAAUGGCUUUCCCAAUGCUUUCUGGGGUUGGGGUGGAGAAGAUGAUGACCUGUGGCGCAGAGUUCUUUAUGCAGGUUACAAUGUGAGCAGGCCCGAGGGUGACCUGGGGAAAUACAAAUCUAUUCCUCAUCAUCACCGAGGAGAGGUACAGUUUCUAGGCAGAUACAAAUUGUUAAGGUACUCGAAGGAACGCCAACCCCUGGAUGGGUUGAACAACUUGAAGUACACUCCAAACAUAACCGUUAACUUAUUGUACAAAAAUAUAACUGUGAACCUUACACCAGAGUUGGCUCCUGUAGAUGAAGUUUAAAGGAGAUCUGGCAUCUUGCUUUUUAACAGCUUCCUGGAAUCCGAUGAUGGAUUUCCGAGCGUUUUUAAUCUGUGGCAGUUCGGUGAAGGGCUCAAGAGUCUUGAGGAACAGCCAACCAGCUCAGCCGUAAAUUAUUUAAUGACUGCUUGGCUCCCGAAGUUUGAAUAGCUGACUGUGUCUGCAUGCAUGUGCACUGGCUUUGCUAAUGAAUUCAUCUUGCAUUUUGAAGGGACAAAAAUGCCACCAUUCUGAAAUCAAGAAGUUUACAGCAGGACCGCUCUCUAUCUAAAGUCCUUGCACUAUUGUAGUCACUUUUUUGUCAUAUUCAGCUGCCUCUGUACAAAGGUGUCUACUCCAAUUGCAUCUGACCCAAACUGUUAAAGCCAAUAGAGUUCCCAUCUCUCGUUGCUGCAUACGACAUUGUAUUUUUAGCUAAAAUGAAGGCUUCCGGUGUGUUUGGAAUAAUGCUGUGGAUUUGUAAAUAUAUAAAUGUAAAAUUGUGCACUUUGCCACUCCUGUUUUAUAUCAUUGAAUCGAUGCAUUUGGGUGAUGUUACAUUUAAUAAGGAAAUGAUAUCUAUCUAUAUAUAUUAUAUAUAAUGUAUAUGUAUGUAACUUAGCAUGAAAGAACAAAGGUGUAAAUAUUACCUUUAAGAUGCAUUAUUCUUUCCAUGCUAAAGGUUGUAGAGAAUUCCAAUAUGUUGUUUGGUUUCUGGCAGCUAAAAUCGUACUAUGUUAAGAUAGGGCAUAAACAGCAAGUACAUCGACCUUCCAGGUUUGACUGGGAAGGUAUUUUUUUUUCCCCCUGUAUGAAAACAAAUGAGUCUAGCCUCGGAUUACCUUCUGACGUGUGGCAUGGUGCCAUCUUGAUACAUUUGUGUAUAAGUGGGGAUGAUUAGCAUUUAGCCUAGAUGGGAGGAUGUUUUUCACUGACUGUUAAAGCGUGAGGCUACGCUGAAAGCUGAAUCAAAUUUUCACCUUCUAUGAUUUCAAUGCACUGACUUCCACAAUACACAACCAAAUCUGUUUUCUCCAUCAUAGGAUCAGCUGACCACCUCCACAUUUUCAUCUGUGCUGCUUCUCUCAUUUCCUCUCUCUCUCUUCAAUUCCCUGGACGCUUAAAGGUUCAGCAUUUAUAAACGCGCCACUGGAUAUAUAUAAAAAAAACUUGUCAUUGAAUUAAUAUCUUGAAAGUGAGAUCCUGUUUUCUUUAAUCAUGUCAACUAGAAAAGGAUUUUAAAAUCUUAAGUGCACUUGCCAAUAAUGAUAAAAGCAUGCUGUGAAUAAGUGGAUGCACUCAAAAAAAAAUUCAGUUUGGGGGUGGGGUGAAGCUGAAAAUGUGCCAGUACUACUGAUGUCAGAAUGAUUCUUUGCAAAAGAAAAACUUCCCUUAAUUUAAUGUUGCAUUCUUUUGACAAUGUUGGGGUCUGUGACUCUCGCUAAGAGCCUUUUUUCCUUUGUUUAGUGGAAUAGAAAAAGGCCCUAAUGGUUCUUAACCUCAUUAGUACUGGGAGAGUUGACGGUGUGGGGGACAGGACAAAUUUAUUUUGUUAUUCAUUAUCUUUUUAGUCUGUGUGAGCACAGUGUUAGCCUGGUUCAGUUGGUAGCACUCUCACUCCUUGAGUCCAAAGGUUUUGGGUUCAGGCUCCCACAUCGGACUUGAAUUCGCAUGGUCUAAGCUGAUACUCCGAUGCGGUGCUCGGAGGGUGUUGCAUUGUCGGAGACGCUGAACUUUGGGUGAGAAGUUAAAACCGAGAUCCGGUCUGACUGUUUAGGUGGAUGUUAUAAAUCUCAUGACACUGUUUAAAA
Molecule: messenger RNA, 3022 nt
Organism: Callorhinchus milii (elephant shark)
Lineage: Eukaryota; Metazoa; Chordata; Chondrichthyes; Chimaeriformes; Callorhinchidae
Gene: b4galt6
Product: UDP-Gal:betaGlcNAc beta 1,4- galactosyltransferase, polypeptide 6
Exons: 9
Coding region: 45-1214 (389 amino acids)
Biological process (GO): glycosphingolipid biosynthetic process; carbohydrate metabolic process
Molecular function (GO): UDP-galactose:glucosylceramide beta-1,4-galactosyltransferase activity
Source: RefSeq, a predicted model, not a curated record